Molecule: messenger RNA, 1365 nt
Organism: Triticum dicoccoides
Lineage: Eukaryota; Viridiplantae; Streptophyta; Magnoliopsida; Poales; Poaceae
Product: EID1-like F-box protein 3
Exons: 1
Coding region: 102-1004 (300 amino acids)
Molecular function (GO): protein binding
Source: RefSeq, a predicted model, not a curated record
AGCUACUCAUCACUCACCAGUAGCGCUACUACCGUUUCGUUUGGGACUGGCUACGUGCCUGUUCCAAGUUACGCCCACGAGCGGAGCGACCCGUGCGAUCGAUGAGCGAGGGCGCGCGGAACACGCGGCAGUUCCGCGGCGCGUGGAGCGGCGGCGGCGGGACGGGUGGCAUUGGCAGCGCGAGCUACCGGGAUGGCGACGGCGGCAUUGGGUCCCCGCGCUACAGGGGCGUCAACACGGGGAUCCUGGACGAGCAGGUGCUGUCGCUGGUGUUCCGCUCCAUCAACUGGGACCCGCAGGCGCUCUGCACGGCGGCGAGCGUCAACCGCCGGCUCCGCGCCGUCGCUGAGCGCGUGCUCUGGCGGGAGCUCUGCAUCUCGCGCGCGCCGCGUAUGGUGGCGUCGCUCACGGCGGCCGCGGGGGUCGGAGUCGGAGCCGCCCCGCCGCCUCCGGGGCGCAUUGGCGGCGGGUGGCCGGCGCUGGCGAAGCUGCUCUCCUUCUGCUGCGGCGCCGCGGGGACGGCCGUGGCGGUGCCGGGGCACCUCACGCGGGUGUCGCGCUUCUCCAAGACCUCCGGGCGGAGCUUCCUGUCGCGGCGGUGCAGGAGCGACAUGCUGUACGUGUCCGACCCGUGCGAGCACGCGGUGCCCGGCGCGGACGACGACCUCGGCGCCUACCGCGGGGUGUUCCGGUGGUUCAUGCGGUCGCGGACGCGGGCCUGCCUGCUGGGCCACCAGGCCGAGCUCGACCCGCGCGUGCGCUGCCCCUACUGCGGCGCGCGCGUCUGGAACAUGGUCGCCGCGAACCUCGUGCCGCGCGGCGCGUCGCGCCGGAUGGGCUCGGACGAGGGCCGGCUCGAGUACUACGUCUGCGUCAGCGGCCACGUCCACGGCAACUGCUGGCUCGCGCAUCUCACCUCAAGUGAAGGCGAACACGACGACGACCCCGACUCCGACGACGCGUCGGAGGGUGGCAGCGGCUGGGACGGCCAUGUCGCCCCGUGAGCGUGGUUGGUCCGCUACCGUGUGGUCAAUUUUCCAUGGAUUGUCAGCAGAGGGCGGGCUACACCAUCAGCACUGCGGCACGUAGCUAGCUAGAUUACUCGAUGUAGAUCAGAGGAUGAAAUGGCCGGCAGCCUCUGAUCAGAGGAGUACUUAUUUCUAGAGAGUAUCAUCUUUGCGUGCUCUGAUCUCGUUUGUGUUCAUUAAUAUUCUGUUGCUGCUUUGCCGGCUUUGUUUUACUCUCCUCUGUUUCCCUUCAGGCUGCUGUGUUUUUAGUUAUGCACCUUUGUUUACCUAGAUUACCAUCAUAGUCAGUAUGCUAUUUUUGGAAUGCUCCACGCGUGAUCUCUAUCACCCACACUUU